Phyllopteryx taeniolatus (common seadragon) is the source of this 1943-nucleotide messenger RNA. It is a transcript of the gene mbd4, whose product is annotated as methyl-CpG binding domain protein 4. Gene Ontology annotation, cellular component: nucleus. The transcript is spliced from 7 exons. Lineage: Eukaryota; Metazoa; Chordata; Actinopteri; Syngnathiformes; Syngnathidae. Bases 627 to 1802 code for a protein of 391 amino acids. The record is from RefSeq and is a predicted model, not a curated record. Gene Ontology annotation, biological process: DNA repair. Gene Ontology annotation, molecular function: catalytic activity; DNA binding.
UUCUUCGUCCGGCAUUUUUCUGCCACCCUAUAAAGCCUAUAGUGCCCCCUGUGGUGAUAGAAGCUCAUGACAGACGAGGGUCACUUCCUGACUCCGUGAUAAAACUCGUGAGUGCGCGAUUACGCAUGCGUGGUAAAAAUAAUAAUAAUUAAAAAAAAUAUAUAUAUAUAAAAUACAACAUGGCAACAAUCACUUUUCUUAAAAUGUUAGAACUGUCACGGCCUAAGGGUGCAUUGGCCUUAUUAAAAAAAACAACAUACAUAAAUACAUAUGUAUGGCCUCCUGCCCGAUGAUAGCUGGGAUAGGCUCCAGCACGCCCGCGACCCUAAUGAGUAGAAGCGGCUCAGAAAAUGGAUGGAUGGACGAUACCUUGCCAUUAAUCUCAUUCACUGCCAGCCUUCCCAGUUAACAUGGAUAUUUGACUUCUAAAGCCGUCAAUGGCAGUUAAUAAAUAACCAUCAGUUCCCAGUUAAUUCCCAUAUUUACAAUGGAGAUUUAGAAUAUUUCCAAAAUUAACUAUCUUUAAUUCUCAUGGAAGCUUAAGCAGAACCUUUCCUGAAAAUGACUGGAAAUUCCCCACCUCUUUGCAAGCCUAUUUAGAACAUACUGUACAUGUUGGAAGCCACAUGGAUACGAAUAAGUCCUGCCACCCCCCCAAAAUGCCUCAUGGUUGGAUCAGAGAGGUUCGGCAGCGACGAACAGGCAAGACAGCGGGAAAAGUGGACGUGUACAUCACCAGUCCCCACGGGCAGAGGUUCCGAUCGAGAGCUUCUCUGCGAGCAUACCUUGUGAAUGACGCUCAAGACGUCGACAUCAAUCUCUUCGAUUUUACAGCAGACUCUCUGCAGUGUCUCCCUGUUCGAGAAAAACGGACAAGAGGUGGACAGCAGCAGGACAUUCUGGAAGAUGAAGAUGCAUCAAAACUACUGGAAGUGCCUACAAAUACCUGUGAAAGUGCAAUCUCCCCCCACAAAGGUGUGUGUGCGGAGCAGAGGAACCUUGUUGAUCUGGAGAGCCAAACAACUCCUGAACUUGCAAGCGCGCCGUGUGACGACGUCACAACGCACGAGGACCCUCGCAGGUUGGACGCGCUGAGAGCGAGGCUUCCGAGACGGACUCCGUAUGUGGACAAGCUUGAGGCAGGCGAAGAUGAGUUGCGGAUGGACAGCGAACCCAGUCGGCAACGGAAGGUUGUCCCCAAUGCCGAAGAAGAUGAGUUGCUGUCUCAAAUCACUGCUGGAAACUGCGUGCCAGUGGCAAAUUCCAGAAAUAAGUCCAAAGGUUUAGAAGACAAACGGAAAACAAGCCCUUAUUUCAGCAGGAAGCCUCUCGCAGACGGUCCCAGUCCACCUCGAAGAAAAGCCUUCAAGAAGUGGACACCUCCUCGUUCUCCUUUCAACCUUGUACAGGAAACCGUUUUCCAUGACGUGUGGAAGCUACUGGUGGCUACCAUUUUUCUGAACAAGACAAGUGGUAAGAUGGCCAUUCCAGUCCUUUGGCAAUUCUUCGAGCUGUACCCGUGUGCAGAGGUGGCCCGCCAAGCCGACCCCAAGGCCAUGUCUGAACUCCUCAAGCCACUUGGCCUCUUUGAGCUUCGGGCCAAAAUCAUCAUCCGAUUCUCAGAUGAGUAUCUGAGCAAACCGUGGCGUUACCCCAUCGAGUUACACGGCAUCGGCAAGUACGGCAACGAUUCCUACAGGAUCUUCUGUGUGGAAGAAUGGAGACAGGUGACGCCUGACGAUCGCAUGUUGAACAAAUAUCACGCCUGGCUUUGGGAAAACCAGGAGACGCUCGGACUCUGAAUAGAGCGUGAAGAACUGGUCGCAUGAAAAGCUUUCCGUCAUCAAUGUGCUUUUUUUUUUAACCACAAAUAUUCAGAUGUUCUAGCCUACUCCGGCAUACAGUGUAGAUGUAAUAAAAUGUUUCUUCUUUUUUUAACAGUG